Molecule: messenger RNA, 456 nt
Organism: Echinostoma caproni
Lineage: Eukaryota; Metazoa; Platyhelminthes; Trematoda; Plagiorchiida; Echinostomatidae
Source: the annotation of a GenBank genome assembly
AUGUCAUCCAAAUCCGCGAUCAAGCAAAACGAGCGAAUGGUGUCGAGUGUUGUUGCACGCAAAUCGGCCACAACUGAUGCCGAGGAUGAUAUAUUCAUGGAUAAAGAAGAAUUGUUAAAGGAAAAUGAUUUUCAUGCCUACAACAUUGAAGUGUUGAAACAAGAACGUAACGAGAUAUUGGAAAUAUUUUCCGAACAGAAAAAAAGUUUGCCCUCAGUAAACGUGAUCCGUUUAAUUUUGCUUGUUUGUUUCUAUAUUGUAGCACUGUGGGAACAGUUAGAGCAAGAACAGAAAACACUGGACAAGUGUCGCGAAGAGCUGUUCCAAAUGCGUGAACUAAAGGUAAAUCAUGUGAUCGUUUGUUUCCUGUGUAUCGAACCGGAAUCAAUUUGUUUUUUUUUUGCAUGCUUUAGAAUUCUGUUUUUUAUCCGCAGCUCUUUGAUGCAGUUCGUCUAA